Molecule: messenger RNA, 2786 nt
Organism: Cephus cinctus (wheat stem sawfly)
Lineage: Eukaryota; Metazoa; Arthropoda; Insecta; Hymenoptera; Cephidae
Product: protein HID1
Exons: 11
Coding region: 131-2473 (780 amino acids)
Cellular component (GO): Golgi trans cisterna; Golgi medial cisterna; membrane
Source: RefSeq, a predicted model, not a curated record
CUUGAAUCUGCCCAUUGCUGCCCACACAGAACAACAAUGGUGCUGGUUAUUCUCGCCUGAAGUGAAGUAAUAUGUUCUGUCAAAAAUAUUUUUAAUCUUGCAACUAAUUUUUGAACAAUUCUAAGACAACAUGGGCAAUGCUGACACAAAGUUGAAUUUUCGUAAAGCAGUCGUGCAGCUGACGUCUAAAACUCAACUUAUAGAUGCAUCGGAUGAUACGUUUUGGGAUCAAUUUUGGUCUGAAAAUGUAUCUAAUGUACAAGAUAUUUUUACAUUAAUACCAGCUCCUGAAAUUCGAAUCCUCCGUGAGGAAGCUCCAUCGAAUCUAGCUACACUAUGUUAUAAAGCUGUAGAGAAGUUGGUCAAGGCGGUUGAUAAUAGCUGCAGAACUCAAAGGGAACACCAGACAGUUCUGAAUUGUUGUCGAUUAUUGACACGGUUAUUACCCUACAUUUUUGAGGAUUCAGACUGGAAAGGAUUCUUUUGGUCCAGCUUACCUGGGAAGGAAGAUGAAGAGAGUAUGCCAUUGGCUCACUCUCUCUUAAAUGCACUUUGUGAUCUAUUGUUUUGUCCUGAUUUCACAGUUGCAGGAAAUAAAAAAUCUGGUCCUGAUAAAGCUGAAGAAUUACAGUCUAUAGAUAGCUGUGAAUAUAUCUGGGAAGCUGGUGUAGGUUUUGCACAUUCACCACCUAGAUACCCCUACUUGGAUUCUAAUCGAACUGAAUUAUUAAAACUCUUGCUAACAUGCUUCAGUGAAACAAUGUACAAUCCACCAACCGAUCUAUCAGUUUCGCCGAACAGGUGGAUUCAGCAUCUAACAAGUGCUGAAAAUCGACAUGCAUUACCAAUGUUUACAUCCUUACUAAACACUGUAUGUGCAUAUGAUCCGGUUGGACUUGGAGUUCCUUAUAAUCACCUUCUAUUCACGGAUUCUCUAGAACCUUUAGUAGACGUGGCAUUGCAAAUUUUAAUAGUCACAUUGGAUCACGAUACAAGCGGUGGUGUACCUUCAGAGGAAGGUGCAACCGGAGAUAAUUUAUUUAUUAAUUAUUUGAGCCGCAUACACCGAGAUGAAGAUUUUCAAUUUGUAUUAAGGGGUAUAACUAGACUGUUAAACAAUCCCCUAAUGCAAACAUAUUUACCAAACUCUACGAAGAAGGUUCACUUUCAUCAGGAGCUCUUAGUUUUCUUCUGGAAGAUGUGUGAUUACAAUAAGAAAUUUCUCUACUAUGUACUAAAAAGCUCAGACGUUCUCGAAGUCUUAGUGCCUAUUCUUUAUCAUCUUAAUGAUUCCAGAGCUGACCAAUCGAGAGUUGGAUUAAUGCACAUUGGUGUAUUUAUCCUCCUGCUGCUCAGUGGAGAACGUAAUUUUGGUGUUAGAUUAAAUAAACCUUAUACAGCUACAAUACCAAUGGACAUUCCAGUCUUUACCGGCACUCAUGCUGAUCUCUUGGUCACAGUCUUUCAUAAGAUCAUCACAACAGGUCAUCAAAGACUACAACCAUUAUUUGAUUGUCUAUUAACAAUUUUAGUGAAUGUAUCUCCAUAUUUAAAAACGCUCUCUAUGGUAGCAAGUACAAAAUUGCUUCAUUUAUUAGAAGCAUUCAGUACACCCUGGUUUUUAUUUUCAUCACCAACCAAUCAUCACUUGGUGUUUUUCCUCUUGGAAAUAUUUAACAAUAUCAUUCAGUAUCAAUUUGAUGGAAACAGCAAUUUGGUUUAUACGAUUAUACGUAAACGCCAAGUCUUUCACGCCCUGGCAAAUUUACCUAGUGAUUGCAACACGAUUGCUCGUUCUCUAAGCAAGAGACAGCGCAGGCCGAUACCUCCUAGUACUUCUAAUGAGAAUGUCAGUGAACUAGUAAUGGAAGGAUCUCAUCCGGCACAGCCAGCGGAACCCGGUACACUGAAGGCAUCCUUGUUAGAAACACCAGGUAUUGAGAAAAUGACUGAAAAGGAAUCAGCUCAUCCUCUGAGUCCAUCAGUAGACGUAGAUAUUGGAAAGGUAGGAAACAGUAGUCACCAAGGCGCUGGAGAUGCUACUGACGACGCUCUACCAGGAAGCAAACUAAAUUCCGUCGCCCCAAAAGGAGGAAUCAGGGUGGCUGAGCACCCGAAUUUAUUGCAUUCAAAUCAAUGGGUACCUUCAGGUGAUUGGGUUCAUCAAUGGAAGAGUAAAUUACCUCUGCAGACCAUAAUGCGAUUACUUCAGGUUCUAGUUCCUCAGGUCGAGAAAAUAUGUAUUGACAAGGGAUUAACGGAUGAGAGUGAAAUUUUGAAAUUCCUACAACACGGUACUCUGGUAGGUUUGCUACCAGUACCUCAUCCUAUUCUUAUCAGAAGGUAUCAAGCAAACGCUGGCACUACAGCAUGGUUCAGAACGUACAUGUGGGGUGUGAUAUAUUUGAGAAAUGUUGAACCACCCAUAUGGUAUGAUACUGACGUAAAGCUCUUUGAAAUUCAAAGGGUUUAACCGCAAUGAGUUCAAUGCUGAAACAAAAGUUCAACUCGUUUCCAAAGCCCUUUUGAAAAUUUUUGCAGCGGGUGUCGAUAAUGGUUAUAAACACACAAACAUUAAUCAGAACUGGACAUACCAAAGAUAUAAAAAGUGGCAGGAAAGAGAGCAGUCAUUGAUUUGUUGUCGAAAACUUGCAUUUCUACGUAUUUUAAGUAACUCUUCUAAAAUACUUAUCAAUAUCAAAAAAGUUUAUUUAUACUUAUGGCUUGUAACGCAAGUUUAAUUUGAUAUGCCAAAUUAUACAUAAUUUACAUGGCUACUUAAUUGC